UCCUGCCUCAGUUUCCCCUCCUGCCCGCCCCCUCCCCUGCGGGGUGCACUUCCCCACCCAGACUGGGGCAAGCCAGGACGAUCUGGUGCCAUGACGCAGCCUCUCUGGAUCCGGUGUCCUUGCCCCGACACUUCCGACCGGGACAGCUGGGCUGGGCAGGACUUGAGGCUCGUGGCCCCACGCCGAGCGCCGGCAAUGGCGGCCCCCCGGCUGCUGCUGCUGGGCACGGCGAGCCUCGUGCUGCUCCUCCCGGCCGCGGGCCAAGUGCCGGAUCCGGCCCCGUCGGGCUGCGGCAAGGAGCUGUCGCCGCUGUACUACGCUCUGUGCAACCUGUCGGCGCCCUGGGGCGUGGCGGUGGAAGCCGUGGCCAGCCUGGGCAUCGUGACCAGCUUCGUGCUCACCAUCGUGCUGGUGGCCAGCCUGCCCUUCACCCAGGACCCCCGCAAGCGGAGCCUGGUGGGCACCCAGGUCUUCUUCCUGCUGGGCACCCUCGGGCUCUUCUGCCUGGCUUUCGCCUUCGUGGUCGGCCGGGAUUUCUCCACCUGCGCCGCCCGGCGCUUCCUCUUUGGCGUGCUCUUUGCCGCCUGCUUCUCCUGCCUGCUGGCUCACGCGCUCAGCCUCAACCUGCUGGCACGGCGCAACCGGGGGCCGCGGGGCUGGGCCACCUUCGCAGUGGCCGUGGCGCUGGCGGCCGUGGAGGCCAUCAUCAACGCUGAGUGGCUGCUCAUCACGGUGGUGAGGAACGGGGGUGCCACCCCGGACCCCUGCGCCGUGGCCAACGAGGACUUCGUGCUGGCGCUGCUCUACGUCAUGCUGCUGCUGCUGGCCGCCUUCGUGGCAGCCUGGCCCCCGCUGUGCGGCCGCCACGCGCACUGGAGGAAGCACGCUGUCUUCAUCCUCCUCACCGCCGCCCUCUCGGCAGCCAUCUGGGUGGUCUGGAUCGUCAUGUACGUCUACGGCAACCGGCAGCGCGGCACGCCGGGCUGGGACGACCCCACACUGGCCGUCGCCCUCGUCGCCAACGCCGGCGUCUUCCUCCUGCUCUACGCCAUCCCCGAGGUGACGCACGUGACGCGCCCAGGCCCCGAGCAGACCUACGAGGACGACGGGUACCCGACGCGGGGCGUGGGCUACGAUACCAUCCUCAAGGAGCACAAGGCUCAGAGCAUGUUUGUGGAGAACAAGGCUUUCUCCAUGGACGAGCCCACCUCAGCCAAGAAGCCCGUGUCCCCGUACAGUGGCUACAACGGGCAGCUCCUGACGAGCGUGUACCAGCCCACCGAGAUGGCUCUGAUGCACAAGGGGCCUCCCGAGAGCCCCUACGAUGUCAUCCUGCCCCGUGCCACAGCCAACAGCCUGGCCAUGGGCAGCGCCAACUCCACCCUGCGUGCCGAGGACGUCUACGCCGCCCAGGCCCGGCAGGCCGCGGGCCCCAAGGACGGCAGGGGCCAGCAGGUCCAUGACGAUGGGGCGGCCACGGGGCGGGCGGCUGGAACCCGGGAACUUCUGGCUCUGAUCUUUGACCCCAGGCAAAGCAUGAGCCGUGUCCUGACAUCUUUCCCUCCGCCACCGACGCCCCGUACAGCAAGAGCAGGUGGUAACGGCCUGCGCCCCGAAUCCUGCAGUGCCACCCGCCCCGUUCCUCUGCGGAGGGGCUGCUGAGCCGCGCCUUCCCCCUUGCCCACUGCAGCCACGCCGGGGGUCAAUGCCGGAGCGCCCGGCAGGGCUGAAACGGAGACUGAGAGCCAGCCCGUGGGGAGCCCGGAGAUCCACAUGCCCCCGCCAGCCCAGAGCCCGUCCCGGACAUGAACGGCCUUUCCACCGGGAUCAGCGACAGCCGUAGACUGCCCCACCGGGCAUCUGGACCCCAGCAACUGCCCCUGAGCCCCCCCAGCAGGGACCCGGGGGCUCGAGGGCAGAGCUGCUCCUAGGAAGGACUCUAGGAUCUGUCGGUGCCUUCGCGGGGCUGAGCCAGGGGCCGCCUGGGCAGCCCUCCCCGCUCUGUUCUAGGACCCACUGGGUCCCCCUGACUCCCCUGUGCCAAGCCCCGUGCCAUGCUGAGGCAGGCACGAGGCAGCAUCCUUAAUCAGGCCUAGGAGCCCUGCCACCGCCCGCCACCUUCUGUGCCUCAGUUUCCCCCUCUUGCCAAGCGGAGCUAACAGCACUGAGCUCCCCGUCCCAGCUCGCUCCCCACCUGGGGAGAGAAAGCACCAUCCUAGUGCAAGGAGGCCGAGAUGGCCUCUGCCCUGCACAGCCCCGCAGCCUUUCUCUGCGGUCGCAGCGUUCAGUGCCUUCCUACCGGGGCUCCUCCUGUCCUGGCAAUUUGGUUUUUUUAAGCUGUAUCUGCAAGCAUGUCUGUCCCCAGGGCAGCCCCCACCCCAUCCAGCUCCGAUGCCCCAGGGCCGCCCACAUGUGUGCACGUCACAGGCGUGUGAAGGGCCACGGGGACAAGUGUCAGCGAGCAGGGGCUGGGGUGGGGGCUGUUAUCUUCUCCCUCGGGGGGGCUUUGGGCUUUCUCUCUCUCUUUUUUUAGGGCAGACUCCACGCGUAAUAAAGCCGCCGGGUUUUUUCCUU
Messenger RNA from Alligator sinensis (Chinese alligator), 2574 nucleotides. It is a transcript of the gene GPRC5C, whose product is annotated as G protein-coupled receptor class C group 5 member C. The record is from RefSeq and is a predicted model, not a curated record. Gene Ontology annotation, biological process: G protein-coupled receptor signaling pathway. NCBI's taxonomy places the organism in Eukaryota, Metazoa, Chordata, Crocodylia, Alligatoridae. Gene Ontology annotation, cellular component: intracellular membrane-bounded organelle; signaling receptor complex; extracellular exosome. Gene Ontology annotation, molecular function: G protein-coupled receptor activity; protein kinase activator activity.